This is a messenger RNA of Chrysemys picta bellii (western painted turtle), 4199 nucleotides long. RefSeq names its product Wnt family member 7B (gene WNT7B). Lineage: Eukaryota; Metazoa; Chordata; Testudines; Emydidae. Gene Ontology annotation, biological process: positive regulation of JNK cascade; neuron differentiation; cell fate commitment. Gene Ontology annotation, molecular function: cytokine activity; frizzled binding. The record is from RefSeq and is a predicted model, not a curated record. Gene Ontology annotation, cellular component: extracellular region.
GAUCCUCCUCCUACCUGGAGCCACAGCUUGCAAGAUACGUGGUGUCACCUGGGGAAGUCAGAACAAGUAAAAACACAUUGAACUUGAGGGCUCUAUGAGGUAGUUGAUCAAGAUCAGGGCUUGCUCAUUUUCUCUCUCAGACGGGCUGUCCUGGGUUUUUGAUUUGCCUUUUUGAUAAACUCUUUCUGUCCCCCCCUUUCCUCCCCCCAUUAUCAGAAUCAGUUUUGGUCACCAUGGUUUUAGAAAAAAAAUCUUGUCUGAACGUUGUUGAGUUUUUACAGUUCGACCGGCUCCGUUUUUGUGUAGCCUCAGACAUGCUCUUGACUGGGAUUUAAUCGGCAGAGAUCAGUUCUACUUUUUGUGCAUUUUUUAUGGCUCAGUCCAUUCUCUAGAUCAUGCACAGAAACUUUCGAAAGUGGAUUUUCUACGUGUUUCUAUGCUUUGGAGUCAUCUAUGUCAAACUAGGAGCUUUGUCAUCUGUGGUGGCUUUAGGAGCAAAUAUAAUCUGCAACAAAAUCCCAGGCUUGGCCCCUCGGCAACGAGCGAUCUGCCAGAGCCGCCCUGAUGCCAUCAUAGUGAUCGGAGAAGGGGCACAGAUGGGAAUCAAUGAAUGCCAAUAUCAGUUCCGCUAUGGUAGGUGGAACUGCUCAGCGCUGGGAGAGAAAACAGUCUUUGGACAAGAGCUUCGAGUAGGAAGCAGGGAAGCAGCAUUCACCUAUGCCAUUACCGCUGCUGGGGUUGCACAUGCUGUCACUGCCGCCUGCAGCCAGGGCAACCUCAGCAACUGUGGCUGUGACCGAGAGAAACAGGGCUACUACAACCAGGAGGAGGGCUGGAAAUGGGGAGGCUGCUCUGCGGAUAUCAGAUACGGCAUUGAAUUCUCCAGGAAGUUUGUUGAUGCCCGAGAAAUCAAAAAGAAUGCACGGAGGCUGAUGAACUUGCACAACAAUGAGGCUGGAAGAAAGGUUCUUGAAGAGAGAAUGAAAUUGGAAUGCAAGUGUCAUGGUGUUUCAGGUUCCUGUACAACUAAGACCUGCUGGACCACACUUCCUAAAUUCAGAGAGAUUGGAUAUAUUUUGAAAGAAAAGUAUAAUGCUGCAGUACAAGUGGAGGUGGUACGGGCCAGUCGGCUACGACAGCCAACCUUCCUGAAGAUCAAGCAGAUCAGGAGUUAUCAGAAACCAAUGGAAACAGAUCUGGUGUAUAUCGAAAAGUCGCCCAACUACUGUGAGGAAGAUGCUUCCACAGGGAGCGUUGGUACCCAGGGGCGACUCUGUAACCGCACAUCUCCUAAUGCAGACGGGUGUGACAUGAUGUGCUGUGGAAGGGGUUACAACACACACCAGUACACGAAAGUAUGGCAGUGUAAUUGCAAAUUCCACUGGUGCUGCUUUGUGAAGUGCAACACGUGCAGUGAGCGGACGGAGGUGUUCACCUGCAAAUAGUGGCCUAUGAUUAAAUAAACAGAACAAAUCACCACAAGUGAAGAAAGUGGAGUAUGACAGACAACUACAGCAUCAUUUUGCACAUCUACGUUUCUUUGGGAAAAGAAAUCUCUCCCCACCACUUAUACUUCUAAGGAUGAUGCAUUUUGGGCUGGCUGGCCGUUGUGACUGCAAUGGAAAUAAGGGCAACAAGAUUAAGGUGAUGUUGACAAACACAUGCAACUUUUUCUUUUGUUUGUUUUUUACUGCAAUUUGGGUGUUGUAGAGUUUUCCUAUUAGAUUUUUAAGUUAUACAUAUCAGAGAAGCUGACUGAAUUACAGAUCCCAGGAGGGUUAAAGAAAAAACACUUUUUUCAUAUUUUACAAAAAAAAUAAAACCCUGUGCAAAUAAGACUUUUUUUUAAGACAAUGAAACUUCCACUGAAAAAGCCAGCAAUAUUGCUGCAAAAAUAUUAAUUCUAAAAAAGCAGGUAUAGCAAAAACUAAGACUGAUAGUGAGGCAAAAAAUAUUAAAAUGGAAAAACUCCACUAUCAGUUUGAAAAAUAAAAUUCGCAAAAUUACGUCAGCUGCCAGUGACACUGGAACUCUAUGAAUGAACAUUAAAAAAUAUUAUUUAUGUUUUUAAUAGUAUCAAAAAAUUCUAAGCACUAACGGGUAGCUAUGUCUUAAUUCUGUACUAAAUGUAAACUUAUUGGAACUCUGACUUUAUGAUUUUUGUAUUUGGUUCUCCCUAAGUUCUUCAAUGCUACUGAUCUAUUGUCACUCCACUACUAGAGAGUUCAAUUACUGUAGGCCUUAAGCAAUGAUCAGAAUUGAGCAAUAAGAUCAUGCAAAACUGUGGUUACAAAUGCUUGAUACAGUGGUUUCCUGCCCAUCCCCAGAUAAGAACUAGCAUUAAGAUUCAGAGGUGAGGCAGGGAGCACCUAUUUUCAUCUUGGCAUGGGUAGUUUUAAGGCACAAAGACAUGCUUCAACAGGUAUUAAAGGUUUUGCUUUGAAGAGAAAUGCCAUAGCAGGAUCUUUCAAGCAAUUACACUUUCUUUGCAAGAGUUACAACAUCCUAAUAAUUCCCAGCACAAACUUGCCCAUUACUAAUAUUGUGAAAGAGCUUAUGCUCACCCUAAACUAGGAAAUUAAUAAAAUACAGUAGCUGAACUCCAUGUUGCUACAAUCUCUGACUCAUGAUGGCUUCAUUAGCGUACCACACAAAGCUAAUAAAUUGCUGAUGGGUUAGUCUGGGUUACUUUUUAAAUGUCAUCAUUAUUCUAAAGUUGGCAACAGUAUGUUACUCCCAGCCCCCGGUAAAUAUUUGGAAUGUUAAGAAAGAAGUUGAAUCUUUAUACCUCUGUUCAACUCCAACUCACACUCCCUUUUCCCCACAAGGAAUAAUUUUUUUAAAUCUCUAUUCAGAUUAGUAUUGUAAAUCAGAGUGAAUUUAACCACAAGAGCCAGAUAUGCCCAGCUGCAAUAAAACCGCUCCCAUAAACACACAGCAAGUGUAAUUUGUAGCAAGUGCCACUAUCUGGCUGGCAGGAAACAUGGAUUAAAUAUUGUCUAGUUACUGUAAUCUGGACAUUCAGUUUUGUUUUUCAAAGAGUCAUCUAGAAAUUAUUCCUAAACUUUUGGGCCUCCAUUUUCAAAAGUGACCAGCGAUUUUGAGUACUGACUUGAGACCCUGAAAGGGACGUGACUUUCAAGUGUUGAGCACCCAUCGUCUGAAAAUCAGGCCCCUUUAAAGAGUCUCCAACGGAGCACCUAGAAAUUGAGGCACCCAAAAUCACUUAUGAAAAUCCCAGCCCAUGGUCUAAAUCCAGCUCUUGAAUAAAUGAGCACAACUCCAUUGAAGUGGCUGCCCCCAGUUAUGCCAGAACCAAGCUAUACAAUUUAACGUCCCUUUUGAUUCAUGGGUAUUGUUGUUAAACAAUAAUUAUAUACUGUACUUUCAGCUCAUUCCUGACAAGAAGCAAAUAAAGCUCCCAGGCACAGUAAUGCACAGUCAUAUAUGGUACUACAUACUGUAAAUAUAUUAGAAUAGUAUUUGUUAAGUACAAUUGAGGAAUCCAAUUAAGUUAUAUUAUUGUAUAUCGUUUAAAUGUCUAUAGAGUAUUUUAAAUUAUUGUGAACUACACUGAGUAAAAAAAAUUAUAUAUUAUAACACCAACCACCCCAAAAAGUGGACCAAAAUGACACUUUCUCACCCACCCCCUAUUUUAAAUAGCUACGUCAGCUAUUCUUCAUGUUGAUGUUUCUACUGUGGAUUUGACUUCCAGAAUAUAAUGUGUCAGAUCAUCCUAUAAAAGUUUUGCUCAUUUGGGGUGGGGUGUUCAGAAAGGUACAUAGCACAAAGCAGGGGCUGACCACAACAAUGCAUGGACUUUGCUCUAUGUACAGAAUAAAAAACAGUUUAAGUGUGUUUUGGUCAGAAAGCGCCAUUGCCCAUACUGAAUUAAAACACACAAAAUGACAUCAAACCUAUUAACAAAGGCGUUCAUAAAAGCAAAUAGCUUAUGAAUAACUUUUCCUGGAAAAAAAAGUAGUUCAAUGUCAAAUAGCUGUGACAAUAGGAGGUUUGAAUGCUCCCAGUGACACAACAUGGUUUACAGUAAUUUGCAAUGACAGAGCUCAGAAUACUGUAUGUUAUUAAAGAAUUUUAAGAACAAAGUUUAAUUUGUUUACUACGUUAAUGUUGUAUAGCAAACAAAAAACAAAACGUGAAACGCAUUUCUAUUAAAACUUAACUCUCCCCCCUUCUAA